Pangasianodon hypophthalmus (striped catfish) is the source of this 909-nucleotide messenger RNA. RefSeq lists its product as uncharacterized. The record is from RefSeq and is a predicted model, not a curated record. Lineage: Eukaryota; Metazoa; Chordata; Actinopteri; Siluriformes; Pangasiidae. The transcript has a single exon. Gene Ontology annotation, biological process: DNA integration. Bases 115 to 909 code for a protein of 264 amino acids. Gene Ontology annotation, molecular function: nucleic acid binding.
GCAGGAUUCCUAGCUUUAUGGCUUCUUUGCUUUCCUUGCCUGUUCACUUCAGAUCCUACAGGCACUACAUUUCUCGUUGUUGAUGCAUGUUCGAAGUGGCCUGAAGUGUUCAGUAUGACCUCCACAACUGCUUCUCAAAUGGUGACAGUACUGAGAGAACUCUUUGCAAGGACUGGUGUACCUGAACAGCUAGUGAGCGACAACGGGCCCCAGUUUGUAUCUGCAGAGUUUCAAAUCUUCCUCAAGAACAACGGGAUCAAGCAUUUGACCUCAGCGCCAUACCACCCUGCUACAAAUGGCUUAGCUGAGAGAUUUGUGCAAAGCUUAAAGAAUGCUCUGCGCGCCAUGACAAAUGAAAAAAUGACACUAAAUCAAAAAUUGCAAAAUUUCCUGUUUGCGUAUCGAAACGCAGCCCAUGCUACCACGAAUCGAACCCCUGCCAUGUUGUUCCUGGGAAGACCCUUACGCUCUAGGCUGGAUUUGUUGAAACCAAAUCUGAAAAGAACCAUACAGGACAAACAAUUGAAACAAUCGCAAGGAGGAGGAAAAACACGCGAGUUGGAAGUGGGGGAUAAUGUGCUUGCUAGGGAUUACAGAGGAGAUCACAAGUGGAUGCCUGCAAGAGUCAAAGAAAGAACAGGUCCGCUCUCGUAUACAGUGGAGGUUGCUCCCGACAUCCUCUGGAGAUGGCAUAUUGAUCAGCUGAGAAGCUCAAAUGUUCCUCUGGAAAGUGUUCCAGUGAAUGUUCCAUCUACACCUACUGUCCCUGCUACCACUGAAAGUGAAACGGCCCUACCAUCAGAUGGCACAGUAACUCCCUGUAAAGCGCCACAGUCACCUGUUCCUAUCUGCGAAGAGAGACGUUACUCUACCCGUGUACGGAAACCUCCAAACCGUCUGAAUUUAUAA